This is a messenger RNA of Glarea lozoyensis ATCC 20868, 993 nucleotides long. RefSeq lists its product as uncharacterized. The coding region runs from base 1 to 993 and encodes 330 amino acids. Lineage: Eukaryota; Fungi; Ascomycota; Leotiomycetes; Helotiales; Helotiaceae. The transcript has 5 exons. The record is from RefSeq and is a predicted model, not a curated record.
AUGUAUUUCUCUAAAGCAAUAGUCCUUUUGCCAGCUCUAGUAGCUGCUGCUCCGAUCUUCGAGGGAGCUGGAAACGCACCUCCAAUUCUGCUCGCUCGAGGCUUGGAUGAGGACUUAGCAAAAUAUGGUCGCAGCGUCGAUCAAGACCUUGCAAAAUACGGAAAGCGAGCAGUGGACCAGGACCUUGCAAAGUAUGGGAAGCGAGCAGUGGACCAAGAUCUUGCCAAAUACGGUAGACGUGAAGCUGCUGUUGAUCAAGACUUAGCUAAAUACGGCAAACGUGCAAUUGAUCAAGACCUGGCAAAGUAUGGAAAGCGUGCAGUAGACCAAGAUCUUGCAAAAUAUGGGAAACGAGCAGUUGAUCAGGAUCUUGCCAAAUAUGGUAGAAGUGUAGACCAAGAUUUGGCCAAAUACGGCAAACGAGCAGUUGACCAAGACCUUGCAAAGUAUGGUCGCUCGGUCGACCAAGAUCUUGCUAAAUACGGCAAACGUGAAGCAGCCGUCGACCAAGACCUCGCCAAGUACGGUAGAUCAGUCGAUCAAGAUCUUGCAAAGUAUGGUAAAAGAGAGGCGGCUGUUGACCAAGACCUCGCCAAAUACGGACGCAGUGUCGACCAAGAUCUUGCAAAAUAUGGGCGUUCAGUAGACCAGGACCUCGCAAAGUAUGGCAAAAGAGAAGCAGCUGUUGAUCAGGAUCUCGCUAAGUAUGGACGAAGCGUCGAUCAAGAUUUGGCCAAGUACGGAAAACGCGACGCCUCCCCGGCUGUUGAUCAAGACCUCGCAAAAUAUGGACGUUCAGUAGACCAAGAUCUCGCCAAGUAUGGAAAACGUGAAGCAGCUCCAGCAGUUGAUCAAGACCUUGCCAAAUAUGGCAGAAGUGUCGACCAAGAUCUUGCUAAAUAUGGAAAACGGGAAGCUGCCGUUGCCGUCGAUCAGGAUCUUGCAAAGUAUGGCCGAUCAGUUGACCAGGACUUGGCUAAGUAUGGCAAGUAA